Triplophysa rosa is the source of this 681-nucleotide messenger RNA. RefSeq lists its product as uncharacterized. The transcript is spliced from 4 exons. The record is from RefSeq and is a predicted model, not a curated record. NCBI's taxonomy places the organism in Eukaryota, Metazoa, Chordata, Actinopteri, Cypriniformes, Nemacheilidae. Bases 1 to 681 code for a protein of 226 amino acids.
AUGAAAGAGACAGCCAUCCAUCGGGCCAAAUGGAUUCGAGAUAAUGGAACCAAAGCAGUUAUGGAAAUAGUCAAGUAUCCACGUCUCCUCGACACUCCGGGCAUGGACUUUUCAAUUCUGAAUCCUGACUCUGCUUCAAAACUCACCGAGAACUGGGUGCCUGUCUUCAAGGAUAUGAUCCUACAGUUCGCCAGCCGAGAAAAGCAGGCUCUUCAUUUGCUUUCUAACUUAGAAACUAUGUCAGCAGACCAUCAGAGUGACAUCGCCUUACUUGUUCUACCUGUAGUCCUUCCAACAUCAGCCUAUAAGAUCGGAAGGAAAAUGUUCAGACCAACUUUUAUUGAAACCAGGAAGGCUUUCAUAGACAUACAACCGAUUGGUACCAACAUGGCUGAAUACCUGCGAUCAAAAGGCACAAUCGAAUUUCCCUAUGUUCUCAUGCUGGGAGACAACCAGUGCUUUCAGGCUUUUGUUAUACUAAAUGGAGAAGCACUUGAGCAAGAAACAUUGCUGGCAGCAGUAGAUGUUUGCUUUAAAGCAUUCUACGUCUUCGAUAUCAUUUACCCCAAGCAGUGCUCCCCCGUCUGGCAGUUUCUACAGACUGUGGUGUUUGGACUUCUUGGAGAUGAAACUCCAUCAAUAAGAAUUCUACGUGUUUUUAUAUCUGCUGCUAAACAGUAG